Molecule: messenger RNA, 696 nt
Organism: Fraxinus pennsylvanica
Lineage: Eukaryota; Viridiplantae; Streptophyta; Magnoliopsida; Lamiales; Oleaceae
Source: the annotation of a GenBank genome assembly
AUGUUCAAAUUCUGGGGUUCUCAGGAGCAGCAAGCUCAGCCACAUCCACAGGAAAUGCCCAGAGAUUCUUGGUAUCCACCAUCUGUUGUCAGCUCGAGUUCUUCACAACCCACAACACCUAGUGGAGGUUCUUCAAGCAGCUUCAGCGUACCAAGACCUGCUGAUCGAGCAAAUUCUUUAUCAAAUGUUUCACCUGCAGAGGCUUCUGGCAUCAUCGCUACGUUGAAAGAUAAAAGUGUUGAUGAGCUUCGGAAGCUUUUGUCGGACAAGAGUGCUUAUCAGAGCCUCUUGCUUUCACUUGAACCCGUUAAAACUCAAGACAGGGUUCGAGAUGAACUUCAGAGCGAAUCGCUGCAGCUUGCUAGAGAAAAUCUACAAAAAGAACCACGCAUGGUGGAAUUAAGGAAUCAGUGCAGAAUUAUUCGAACAACUGAGCUGGCUACUGCUCAAGAAAAGCUGCAUGAAUUAGAGAGAAAAAAAGAAGAGACUUUGAAGAAUUAUUCUCCUGCUUCCCUUCUUCAUAAACUUCAAGAGGCAAUGCAUAAAAGUGACGAGGAAUCUGAGGCCGUCCAUAGGCAACUUCUGGACGGGGAGAUUGAUCUUACGGCUUUUGUACAUAAAUAUAAGAAGUUACGGCAGAUGUACCAUAAACGCGCACUUACCCACCUUGCCAUGAAGACAUCUGUAACCAGCUGA